This is a messenger RNA of Arctia plantaginis, 4893 nucleotides long. The record is from the annotation of a GenBank genome assembly. NCBI's taxonomy places the organism in Eukaryota, Metazoa, Arthropoda, Insecta, Lepidoptera, Erebidae.
AUGGCCCUCAAACUUGGAAAAUGCAGGCUAUGCCUCAAACUUGGGGACUUUUAUUCCAUCUUUACGGUGGACAAUUCUCUACAGCUUGCAGAGAUGGCAAUGGAAUGCGCUCGAAUAAAAAUAUAUGAUGGAGAUGGAUUACCAGACAAAGUAUGUUCAGAAUGCAUACAGAAGCUAAGCAGUGCUUAUAUAUUCAAACAACAAUGUGAGCGAGCCGACCAAGAGUUGCGGCGGAACUAUGUGCCACCACCAGGGUUCAGUAUCAGUCCACCGCCACCUAACAGACAGAGUAGUGACUCUGCCUUCUCAAAUCACACUGACAGCUCUAAUCUUACAAAACCCUCAUCUUCCUUUGAAGAAAAGAUAUCUCCAGCAACCAGAACGCGUAAACGUAGUAUAGAGAGCGAUGGAAAUGUCUCAAUGGGUGGUCAAUCCGGUGAUUUCAGACCAACAAGUUCAAAACGGAUCGAGGAACUUAGAAAUUCUCAAAAAAAGAGGCCCCGCUUACAAUCUGAAAACGCUUCACAGCCAGAUUCUGAUUACGAGGACAACAGCGGAUCAUACUUACCCGAAACUGACUCAGAUGAACCUCUUAUUAAGAACACAUUCAAGUGCAAGUCAUGUCCUAAACAGUUUACUACCUUCAGAAGUUUGGCUAAUCACACUAGAAUUCACACCAAAAGCAAUACUAAGGCACGAGACGUAGAUGCCGUUGUAGACCAACCAAAGAACAGUAACGAGGAUGCUGCAGAUGUCGAAGAUAAGUUGAGCUGUGAGAAGUGUGGAAAAACUUUCAAACUGAAGAUAAUGCUGAAACGACACGCUGAUGUGUGUUCGAAAACGCCUGUAAAAUCACCGCAGAAGGAGCUACUCAUAUCCCUAGCGCCCAUAGACGUCAAAGCAAAUGCACCACAACAGACUGUAACAACUUUACCAUGUGAAUAUUGUGUUGCUGUGUUUAAAACUCGGGAUAACUUAGCGAAACAUAUGAAAGUGGUUCAUGCGGCUGUUUUGAAGAGAGAAGCUGAAGCAAAUAGAAAGGUGCCAGUUCCUUGCUUGUAUUGCAACAUAAUGUUCGAAGACUAUCACCAACAUAAUGCGCACUUUGUGGAAUGUCCAAAGUUGGAUGACUCGAAGCCAUUCGUAUGCCCUGUAUGUGACAAAUGGACAUCUAGGAGGACGUCAUACUACCAACACCUUAGGAACAUGCACUUUGAACCUCGUGUUUCGUAUGUGGAGCAGGAACUCGAAAUGCAAGAAUACCACGAGUGUCGUGUGUGUUCGAAGAAGUUAGCGACUAAGGAACAACUUAUCAAGCACUUGUCGGCUCAUGUGUCUAAUAUCCAGGAUGAAGGCGCACUUGACAAUGACUCAAGGGAUGAUGCCGAUUCUAUCAAAUCAGUACAAAGCAACACGUAUCCGGCUGGGGGCCCGUUGAAAUGUGAUGUUUGUGAUAAAGAAUUUAAGUAUAAAAAAGCUUUGUUAACGCAUCAGCAAAAAUAUCACACAGACAGACCAGUUGAAGUCAAAGUCGAAGCACCCGAUAAAGCUUCCACUAGUCUUUUGAGCGAGAAGCAAUAUCGCUCAGAGUCAGAAUCUAGUCAAGAAGAAGACAAUACCUGCGAUAUUUGCGAGAAACAUUUCUCCUACAGACGUCUCUUGAUCCACCACAAGAGGACAAAGCAUAACAUGGGUUCAGGCCAUAAACGCGCCAAAAUCUACCUCAAGGACUGCUCCGUCCGCUGUCUCAUCUGCGAUCUGCAAAUGAAAGUCGGCGACAUAAAUGAGCACAAUCAAACGCACAUUGCAAAGAAUAUAAAACCUAGAAAUCUAUACACGUGCGCGGAAUGCGAAGCCACAUUUAAAGCGUGCAGUGCACUUGCAACUCAUAUAAAACUAGUUCAUAGAUUAAAACAGAAAGUAGAAGUCAACACAGUAAAUCCGUCGGAUUUUUGUGAGGUCGUUGUGACAAAGUCGGAACCGCUGGACUGGAUCCAGAGUCACAACGACUUUGGAGAGGUUCCGAUUGAGCAGGACGGCAAGCCACUGGUAGACCUGAGCGGCUUUACGUGUCCCAUCUGUGGGAAGAAGAUGCCCACACUCAUAUCUCUGAAGAGACACGUGAAUUGGCAUACUAACGUUGGCAAGAGCUUAGAAAAGAAAUACGAGUGCUUUGUCUGUAAAGAGGCUUUUAGAUUCCAAUGUCACUACAAGCUACACAUGCGCGAGCACUACACGGACACCACUCUGGAUCCAAGACACCUUACGUGCACCAUCUGUGGACGCAAGAGCAAACACCUACGCGCCGCCCAAGCGCAUAUGAACUUCCACAAACAGACCCGCUUUAAGAAUAAAGACUACCAAUGCUCCAUCUGCGAAAGAGUAUUCCAGCAUAGGAAAGUGUACCUCUCUCACAUGGCCAUACACUACAAGAGAGGGGAUAGCGUGCAAAACACUAUCGUAGGUCACGCCUUACCUAACAAUGUCGACAAGAACACUUUCGACGGGACGCACACCUGCGUGCACUGCGGUAAGGUCUGCGACUCUGAGAGUUCUCUAAAACAUCAUCUCAUUUGGCACACAUCCAAGACCUUCUUAUAUGGCGCUCGGCACGAAUGCCAGAUUUGCAAAAUCAAAUUCACUAACAAAAGACGACUCGAAAUCCACACAAGAACGCACUACGAGGACGACAAUGGCCCCUACAAAUGCAACAUUUGUGGUAAAGGAUACACAGACGAAGGCUACUUCAAAAAACAUGUCAAGGGCCACAAUUUUGAUCAUCAAUCGCAUAAAAAGAGAAUAGAGAACAUCAGAAAGGAUAAAGUGAAGUGUCCAAUAUGUUCGCGGUAUUACAAGGACCUCGUCAAACUCAUCCGGCACCUCAGAAGGACGCAUCCCGAGAGUAAGAUGAUCAAGUCAGACCCGGAUGCGCCCGCACAACCUUACUUUUCAUGCAAACUAUGCGCUAAAGUGUUCUUGGACGAGAGAAGGCUUCAAGCGCACGAAGAAGCUCAUUUAAGAAAGCCAGAGUUCUUUAAAUGUAAAUUCUGCGGCAAGAAGACAAUAUCAUUAAAAAAUCACAGAGUCCACAUAAAGGGUCACUUGACACAGAAGUAUUUAGACAACCCUCUGAAAUGUCCGCACUGUGAAGAGACGUUCGGUCGAGGUUACGAUCUGCACUACCACGUGCGAGACGUGCACGGCAUCGAGGAGACGUGGAUCGCAGACCGCACCGAACAGCGCCUGGCCGGACCGCUCAAGGACCUGCAGUGCUCCAUCUGUAUGAAGGUCCUCGCCAGCAAAGGAAACUUUGAGCGCCACCUCGACUAUCAUAAUUCUUUAAGAUGCAACUACUGUUUUGAUUAUUUCAGCUCCCUCAGGUUCUUAGAGGGUCAUCUGACGUUUUCAUGUGAUAAAAAGAAACUUUUAGGCGACACGGAGGUUUAUCCAAAGAAAAUAAAAUGUCACAAAUGUUACAAACCCUUCCACGUUCAAGUCAAACUAGAUUGCCACCUGCGCACUCAGCACGGUAUCAAAGUGUGCAGGGAAGCUUCAACAGGCAAAAAAGAAAUUGUUUGUGAUUAUUGCUUUAAAGUAUUCGAAAAUGAUUAUGCUCUGUCUACACACAAAGUUUAUCAUCGCACUGUUGGAUUCUAUGGGUGCAUUUAUUGCAAGCGAAAGUUUAACACGAUGACGGUAUAUCGAAAACAUAAGAAUCACCAUUUCUCACAGCUGAAUGUAGACGAACCGACUAAGUGCGAACAUUGUGAUGAAACAUUUGUAGCGUUCAGAGACAUGAUUUAUCACAUGAGAGACGUCCAUGGCGAUGAUAAAGACUGGGUGACGAUGCCCAAGGAAUCAAUCGAGGAAACUUGCAAAAUUUGUAAUAAAACAUUCUACAAUUUGCAAAGACAUCUCAUGUACCACGAGGAAAAUAGGUGCAAAAAAUGCGGCGAGUAUUUCUUUUCCACCGCUGAUUUCGAUAACCAUUUGUGCUCUAUAGAAAGCGAUGACGACGACAACGCUAACGGUGUGGACAGCACUUUCGAAAAACCUAAGUAUGAGGAGUGCAGCUUCUGCUUUAAACCCACCACCAGAAAAAGCUCUAAAGCGAUGCACGAACACAUCCACAAGGGAUCCGGUUCAAUAUCGUGUAGGUUCUGUGUACUCAAGUUCAAAACCAUGGACGCUUUCAACAUCCAUGCCUUCUCACACCGAAGCAGAAAGUAUAACAAGAAGCCAAUAAAAUGCAAGAAAUGUGGCGAAAAAUUCGUUAAGUAUGGGCUUUUUAUAAAGCACAUGAAACUCGUGCAUAAGUCGUUGAAAAAGAUGCAUUAUAGAGCCAUAGUGAAGCCAGAGCCUUGUGUGGUGUGCGGCGAAGACUUUCCCAACUUGCAUAACCACUACCGCGCCCACCUCCUCAACCAGUGCCAGUCUUGUCACAAAUACUUUACAUCCUCUAAAUUAUUCUCUUUGCACGAAUGUGACAAAGAAGACUCUGAUCCUUCUAAAGUAUUCAUCUGUGAUGUAAGUUUGAACGAGUUGAUAAACUCGUACGUUCCUAAAGAUUUGAAGGAUGAUGAGAAGUACUAUGGCAAUACUGACGACGAAGAAGAGGAAGAAGAUACGGUUUCUCAAGUGUGUGGUGAAGAUGUAGAGAGUCAAGACGGCAGGCACAUUGAUAUCAAAGACAUUGAUAUUGAUGAAAAUAAUAUAACUAGUCAACCAUUGUCUAUCCAAUCACCGAUUAUAUCUGAUGUGUUGUCACUCUACCAGAAGGAAAUGAAUCCCGAAGUCGUGGCCGAUAUUGUAAACUUAACCGAUGAUGAUUCUGACGUGGACCAUGUAGUCCAGAAUCAUGCUGACACUAUAGUUAUUGAUGAUGAUGAUUGA